UCUUGUCAGGGUAAGGUCUACGCCCUUAGUGAGGGGCGCGCGGCACACGACAGGCAGGCUGGCAAGCAGCACGGAAACCCUGACCAGGAGGGUCGGAAAUCCGCAUGGCAGCCUCGAACGACAAGACCGCUUCCCUAUUCGUCACCAAGGAGAAGUUUCUAUCCGCAGCGAGAGAGACGUCGCUGCAGGACGCCACCGCCGAAGCCUUGUGGCAGAAACUGGCCGACGCCUCCUCGCAGCGCAUCAUUGCCGGCGCAACAGCGCCUCGGGAGGAUGCGGCGAACGUGAACCAGUGGCACUGGAGCGAGCAGGACCUGUUGCCGUGGUGUAAGGAGCGUCUCACCGCGCUGCUGGUCGGCGUUGAGGCCUCUGGCGUGCCCGACAAGGGCUGGGUGCGGGUGACUGGGCUGGAGAGCUGCACGGGCGAGGCAUCAGUCUCCAACCGGAAGGGAAAGCGCAUCGUGGCCUACGAACUCGACGUGAAGCUGAAAUGGCAGGGCUCUGUCGACUACGACGACGUGGAGGGCACACUGAUUCUGCCCUACGUGUCUGAGGACGUGUCUGAUGGAGCCUAUGAGGUCAAAUGGAGCGCGAAGGAGCCGAACGAUGGCUCGCACCAGAUGGCGCUGCGCUACUUGAAGAAGCAGCUUCCGCAAAUCCAGGAGAAGCUGAAGGUCUUUUAUUCCGAGAUCAACGCCAAGUGAGGGAGGGAGACAGCGGCGGGGGCCUGGGACGCGGCCGGCGAAGCGCGCGCAUGCCUCACAUGCGGCUGAUUCGGCUUUGACCGUGUGGAUACCGCGGCCCAGACCAUCGCGCAUCGGCAUCGCGCUCCCUCCGCCCCUCCCGCCGCGGGGCGGGCUCCAUGGGCAUGGCGCCGAGCCGGUAAUGCACCACAAACGCGCACUCGCGGUGUCUACCGUAGUGAUUAUAGCUAUGUGCUGUUUGCGUAC
Messenger RNA from Emiliania huxleyi CCMP1516, 950 nucleotides. RefSeq lists its product as hypothetical. Gene Ontology annotation, molecular function: protein-folding chaperone binding; ATPase activator activity. The record is from RefSeq and is a predicted model, not a curated record. NCBI's taxonomy places the organism in Eukaryota, Haptophyta, Isochrysidales, Noelaerhabdaceae. The transcript has 2 exons. Gene Ontology annotation, biological process: protein folding; positive regulation of ATP-dependent activity. Gene Ontology annotation, cellular component: cytosol. The coding region runs from base 105 to 704 and encodes 199 amino acids.